Musca domestica (house fly) is the source of this 1673-nucleotide messenger RNA. RefSeq names its product 5'-AMP-activated protein kinase subunit beta-1 (gene alc). The record is from RefSeq and is a predicted model, not a curated record. Lineage: Eukaryota; Metazoa; Arthropoda; Insecta; Diptera; Muscidae. Bases 319 to 1350 code for a protein of 343 amino acids. The transcript has 3 exons. Gene Ontology annotation, biological process: signal transduction. Gene Ontology annotation, cellular component: nucleotide-activated protein kinase complex; cytoplasm; nucleus. Gene Ontology annotation, molecular function: protein kinase binding.
AACACAAAGAAAACAACUCCAAUGACAGAAGUAAUUCUCGAAUGACUGACAUUGAAAAGAAAAGAGAUUCAUUACAAAACGACGAACAAAAAGCGAAAUUUGUAUUGUGUAAACAAAAACCUAAAAAACCUCCAGCUGGAUUUGUCCAAAUAGCUUUGUAGCCAUCGAAAAAGAAGUGCCAAACAUCAACAUACGUCCCCCCAAAUGACUUUUGAUAAUUAACGAGACCAUAAGGAAUUUUUGAUUUUGUUGCGUUUUAUUUUUCUUUAAUUUGCAAACAAAGAAAUAGAAAAAAGAACAGAAGCAGCAGGCGUCGUAAUGGGCAAUGCAGGAAGUUCAAGCAUGCAUAGGGAGCGUCACAAGUCUAGUGACAUCUCAACGCCGAACUCACCUUUCAGAGAGCUACCUCAGCGCGGCGAUGGUGCUGGGAGUGUUGGUGGUGGAGGAGGCGGUGGUAUGGCGGCCGUAAGUGGUGGUCAGGCAUUCACGUUCGACAAAAAACGUGAUUCAGUAUUGGCAGGUGGCUCGUCGCAAGAAGACGACGAAACAACAUCCGAACCUUACUAUACGAAAAUUGGCAAAGCCUCAACCGAACAGUCGGCCUCCGACCCCUCAGACCCAUUAAGCUCAGCUGAAACGCGCAAACGCUCUAGCAGCGUAACAGAGGGGGGCACAACUCCCAAGGAGAUGACUUCACACGACACCACGAAUGACAGUGAGUCGGUAAAGGAACAAGAAACUGGAGAAAACAUGGAGUCACAAGACGACGAAAAGAAUCCAUCGUUUAUUCCAACGGUUCUACGUUGGGAUGGUGGCGGUCACAAUGUUAUGAUUUGUGGUACCUUUACUAAAUGGAAACCCAUACCCAUGGUACGAAGUCAUGGUAAUUUUGUAACAAUUAUCGAUUUACCCGAAGGAGAUCAUCACUACAAAUUCUAUGUGGAUGGUGAAUGGAAACAUGAUCCGAAAUUGAAAAGCGUAGAAAAUGACACGGGCGAAACCACAAAUUUGGUUUCGGUACGUCAAUCUGAUUUUGAAGUAUUUCAAGCUUUAGCCAAAGACAGCGAAAAUGCCGUAAACAACGCCGAUAAGGAGUAUUCACAAGAGGUGCCACAAACCAAGCCAUGGGAAAAAGUAUCCGGUCCACCAAUAUUGCCGCCACAUCUCUUGCAAGUUAUCCUGAACAAAGAUACACCAUUGUCGUGUGAACCAACAUUGUUGCCUGAACCAAAUCAUGUCAUGUUGAACCAUUUGUAUGCGCUCUCGAUUAAGGAUGGUGUUAUGGUGCUCAGUGCAACACAUCGCUAUCGCAAGAAGUAUGUCACCACCCUGUUGUACAAGCCAAUAUAGACAUGUGAUAGAUCGAUAACCAUCUAACUAAUAUUUGGUCCUUGCUACCUAUUUAAAAAAGUUAAAUUUUAUCAGUUUCUUUUUGUUGUAAUUUUGAAAUACACAAAAUGAAUUAUGCUUCUAUUAUAUGUUGUGUACAAAGGUAUUGUAUCAUUCAAAUAUUUUACACAAAAUGAAAGUUAUGGGCAAGUGUUGUUUUAUUUUAAUUUUAUUUAAUCGUUUAGUUAUAAUAUUAACAUAAAAUUUCGAUGUAAUCUAUAUAUUUACCUAACCAAAAAGAAAUAAAAAAUAUUAAAAUAAAAAAUGAAAAAAAAAAAAUCAAA